This is a messenger RNA of Andrographis paniculata, 1104 nucleotides long. Its product is annotated as NADPH-dependent aldehyde reductase-like protein, chloroplastic. The record is from RefSeq and is a predicted model, not a curated record. Bases 194 to 988 code for a protein of 264 amino acids. Lineage: Eukaryota; Viridiplantae; Streptophyta; Magnoliopsida; Lamiales; Acanthaceae. The transcript has a single exon.
CAUGGUCUCACGCAUCAUCCAUGCGCACUCGCUGACGCCCUGACCACCUCUACGCUACUACCGCCAUUACUACGACUACUAUAUAUCCAUUCUACAGGACUCUAUAUAUAUAUAUAUAUAUAUAUCAAUCAAUCAGCUUAUCAUUAAUCAAUAUUUGAUUACUUAGUUCAUCGAUUGCGGAGGUUCCACUUCCAUGGCGGCGGCCCCAAGCACAGCCACAGCGCCCCUUGCCGGCCGCGUGGCUAUAGUCACCGGAGCAUCCCGCGGAAUCGGCCGAGCAAUCGCAGUCCACCUCCAUGCCCUCGGCGCCAAGCUCGUCCUCAACUACGCCUCCGGCGCUACCCAAGCCCAGGCCUUGGCCCACGAACUCAACAGUAACUCAAACAACUCCUCCACCACCGCAAUCGCCGUGAAGGCCGAUGUAUCCAACCCCGACGACGUGAAGUCGCUCUUCGACCGGGCGGAGCAGGAAUUCGAGGCUCCGGCGCACAUCCUCGUCAACUGCGCCGGAGUUCUGGACCCCAAGUACCCGGCCAUCGCCAGCACGAGCGUGGAGGACUGGGACGCCUGCUUCAACGUCAAUGCCAAGGGCGCCUUCCUGACCUGCCGCGAGGCCACCAAUCGCCUGGCGCGCGGGGGGCCGGGGAGGAUCGUGCUGAUAUCGACGUCGGUGGUGGGGGCGGCGCUGCCGGGAUACGCAGCCUACGCGGCGUCGAAGGCGGCGGUGGAGACGAUGGCCCGGAUCGCGGCGAAGGAGCUGAAGGGCACGGGGAUAACGGUGAACUGCGUGGCGCCGGGGCCGGUGGGGACGGAGCUCUUCUACGCGGGCAAGAGCGAGGAGACGGUGCGGAGGAUUGUGGAGGCCUGCCCGCUGGGGCGCCUGGGUGAGCCCGACGACGUCGCCCACCUCGUUGGCUUUCUCGUCGCUGACGGAGGGGGCUGGGUCAACGGCCAGAUCAUCCGGGUCAACGGUGGCUUUGUCAUUUGACUGUCUUCAAUUCGAUGUGAUGUCACCGCUUACGACAUGCGUACCCCCAUGCCAGUUGUUAUUAUGAUUAUUAUCAUUAUUCCUAUAAAAUUAAAAAUCAAAGGGUUUUGUUUGAA